GCCAUUUUGUGGGAUUGAAUGACCCGCCGCCCGCCCGGCGGCCUCCGCUCGCGCCAUGUCCGCCGCCGCCGCCGCCGCCGCCGCCCCCCCGGCCCCCCCGGCCGGCCCCCCCGCCACGCCCCUCUCCCCCGCGCGGCUCUCGCGGCUGCAGGAGAAGGAGGAGCUGCGGCAGCUCAACGACCGCCUGGCCCACUACAUCGAGCGGGUGCGCGCCCUGGAGCUGGAAAACGACCGGCUGCUGCUGCGCGUCUCCGAGAAGGAGGAGGUGGUCACGCGCGAGGUGACGGGCAUCAAGGCGCUGUACGAGGCGGAGCUGGGCGACACCCGGCGGGCCCUGGACGAGACGGCCCGGGAACGGGCCAGGCUCCAGAUCGAGGCCGGGAAGCUGCGGGCCGAGUUCGAGGAGCUGCGGCGGAGCUAUAAAAAGAAGGACGGGGAGUGGUCCACCUCGCAGGGCCGCAUCAAGGAGCUGGAGGUGCUCUGCCACCGGAGCGAGGCGGAGCUCACGGCCACUCUGAGUGAGAAGCAGAGCCUGGAGGCUGAGCUGGCGGACACCCGGGCCCAGCUGGCAAAGUCGGAGGACGCCCACGCGGUGGCCAAGAAGCAGCUGGAGAAGGAGACCCUCCUGCGGGUGGACCUGGAGAACCGCUACCAGAGCCUGCAAGAGGAGCUGGACUUCAGGAAGAGCAUCUUCGAGGAGGAGGUCAGGGAGACGCAGAAGUGGAACGAGCGCCACCUGGUGGAGGUGGACAGCAGCUGCCAGAAGGAGUACGAGUCGAAGGUGGCCCAGGCCCUGGAGGAGCUGCGCAGGCAGCACGACCACCAGGUGCAGCUCUACAAGGUGGAGUUGGAGCAGACCUAUCAGGCCAAGCUGGAGAACGCCAAGCUCUGCUCGGAUCAGAAUGAACGGGCGGCCAGCGCCGCUCGGGAGGAGCUGAACGAGGCCCGCAUGCGGAUCGAAGCCCUCAGCUACCAGCUCUCGGGGCUGCAGAAGCAGGUGAGCACGGCGGAGGAGCGGAUGCGCGACCUGGAGGAGCUGAUGGCCGGGGAGCAGGAGAAACUGCGGAAGAUGCUGGACGCCAAAGAGCGGGAGAUGACGGACAUGCGGGAGCAGCUGCAGCAACAGCUGAUGGAGUACCAGGAGCUGCUGGACGUCAAGCUGGCUCUGGACAUGGAGAUCAGCGCCUACCGGAAGCUGCUGGAAGGGGAAGAGGAGAGGCUCAAGCUCUCCCCCAGCCCUCCGUCCCGCAUCACGGUCUCCCGGGCCACCUCCUCCAGCGCCUCGGGCGCCCGCUCUUUGCGGGGCAAGCGGAAGCGGGCGGAGGCCGAGGAGCUGCCCGGGCAGGUGCCCGGCGGGAUCGCCCGUGGAGGGGGCAGCGGUCUCCGGGUCAGCCAGCAGGCCUCGGCCAAGGGCAGCGUCAGCAUCGAGGGGGCAGACCCCGAGGGGAAGUUUGUUCAGCUGAAGAACCAUUCUGACAAGGACCAGUCGCUCGGGAACUGGAGGCUGAAGAGGAAGACUGGGGAGGGAGAGGAGAUUGCGUACAAGUUCACUCCCAAGUACGUUCUCCGGGCUGGGCAGACGGUGACGAUCUGGGCCUCUGAGGCUGGGGUGGCACACAGCCCCCCCUCGGUGCUGGUCUGGAAGAACCAGGGCAGCUGGGGUAGCGGGGACCACAUCCACACCUGCCUGGUCAACGCUGAGGGAGAGGAGGUGGCCGUGCGGAGCCUGACCCAGCUGGCAACGGGGCUGCAGGAAAACGGGGAGGAGGAGGAGGAGGAGGAGGCUGAGUUUGGGGAGGAAGAUCUCUUCCACCAGCAGGGGGACCCCAGGACCACCUCCAGAGGAUGCGCCCUCAUGUGAAAGGAAGAGCCCUUCACCUGCCCCCCCCGUCCCCCCCUCGCCCCCCCCCCGCUUCCCCUUUGGCCUGCAUUUCUGGGAAACUCUGGUUUAAGGCUCCUGUGGC
Pseudonaja textilis is the source of this 1964-nucleotide messenger RNA. It is a transcript of the gene LMNB2, whose product is annotated as lamin B2. Gene Ontology annotation, cellular component: nuclear lamina; nuclear envelope. Lineage: Eukaryota; Metazoa; Chordata; Lepidosauria; Squamata; Elapidae. Gene Ontology annotation, molecular function: structural constituent of cytoskeleton. The record is from RefSeq and is a predicted model, not a curated record. Gene Ontology annotation, biological process: nuclear migration; heterochromatin formation; nuclear envelope organization.